AUGAAACCUCAACUUGAACCAAAUGAACGCGAUCGCCAUCCUUCCGUCAUCCAACGGACAGGCGCAAAUCGAUCGACUAAUGGUUUUCGUUCUCGAAAUGAAAGUCCUGAUAGAAUGGAAGUUCGUCAGCUAAAAUCUGAUAUCCUAAAAUUACAACGAGAAAACGAGGAACUAUCGAAUUCUAUUAAAGAAAUCGACAGUGAAAGAAAUCUGCUCCUGAAAGAAAUCAAAAAACUUGGACCAUUAGCUUUUAUUGGAGUUUGCGCACUGACAUAUGGGCUCUUAUUUAUAUUCAAGAUACUUGUUAAUGGCGAAUAUUACCAAUUUGUAACCUCCUUACAAACCAAACUUAAACUCUAUAAUAAUAACCCUGUUGAUAUCAAUUAUUCCAAAAAUAGUUGUGCUGGAGAAACAAAAAAGAACGCGUUUAGAGUUAAUAGUGAUGUUGAAAACAAGGUCGGGCUUGACGACAAUUCGAGAAUUCAGAAUGGCAGGAAUAUAAAAUUCGGAAGGAAGAAAUAUUUUGUUUCUACAUAUAUCGGAAAUAAUGAUGGCAAGGAGGAAAGGCGAUACAGAAAAAAAUAUUUUCCGGAUACUUACAUCCGAGAAUGA
Acaulospora morrowiae is the source of this 612-nucleotide messenger RNA. NCBI's taxonomy places the organism in Eukaryota, Fungi, Glomeromycota, Glomeromycetes, Diversisporales, Acaulosporaceae. The record is from the annotation of a GenBank genome assembly.